This is a messenger RNA of Chiroxiphia lanceolata (lance-tailed manakin), 889 nucleotides long. RefSeq names its product fibroblast growth factor 22 (gene FGF22). Gene Ontology annotation, cellular component: cytoplasm. The record is from RefSeq and is a predicted model, not a curated record. Bases 1 to 531 code for a protein of 176 amino acids. Gene Ontology annotation, molecular function: fibroblast growth factor receptor binding; growth factor activity. The transcript has 3 exons. Gene Ontology annotation, biological process: positive regulation of protein phosphorylation; animal organ morphogenesis; cell differentiation. Lineage: Eukaryota; Metazoa; Chordata; Aves; Passeriformes; Pipridae.
AUGAGGCGCGGGGGCCCCGCUGCCAUCGCCGCCUGUCUCGCCGGGGCUCUCGCUGUGCUGGCGGGACCGGGGCCGGGCAGUACCACCGGGACCGGCCGGCGACCCCCUCGCAGCUACGGGCACCUGGAGGGCGACGUGCGCUGGCGGCGACUCUUCUCCGCCACCCGCUUCUUCCUGCGCAUCGACAGCGGCGGCGGCGUGGAGGGGACGCGCUGGAGGGAGCGGCCGGGCAGCAUCGUCGAGAUCCGGUCGGUGCGUGUCGGCGUCGUGGCCAUCCGGGCGGUGCACACCGGCUUCUACCUGGCCAUGAACAAGCGGGGGAGGCUCUACGGGUCGAAGGAGUUCAGCCCCAACUGCAAGUUCACAGAGCGCAUCGAGGAGAACGGCUACAACACCUACGCGUCGCUGCGCUGGCGGCACUGCGGCCGCCCCAUGUUCCUCUCCCUCAACAGCAAGGGCAGGCCACAGCGAGGGGGCAAGACACGCCGGCAGCACCUCUCCACACACUUCCUCCCCAUGCUUGUUGACUGAGCGCCACGAGCAGCUCCGGACAGUCCUGUAGGAAAAAAAACAAGAAAGGAUUCUUUUAUUUAUGUACAUAUCUAUUUUUUGCUAUUUAUUGCUUUAUUUUUAAUGCACGGUGGAGGAUGGAUGCAGAAGGCAGAUGCUCCAGACUUGGCUUUGCAGGGCUGGGGCUGUCCCGCCAUCCCGCUGGGGCAGAGCUGGCGUGGCACAGCUGGGGAGUGUGGCCACUGCAUGCCAGGGCCAAGGGCGUGCCUGGAGCAGGGCCUGGGGUCUGCUAAUGGUAUCUCUGCAGGGCUGGGAUGUACCAGCUGGUUGUCUGUGUCCGAGCACCCAUGGCAAUUAAAGCUGUGUUCAUGGUAUGGAA